CCUUCUCUCUUCUUUCACAGUCAACCUCUCAUUUUCACACAUAGCAGUAGUUCUAUAAAAUCUUCAUUUAUUCUUUUCAAUUCAUUUAUUCUUUUCAGUUUUCCAAUUAGAAUUUUUUGAAUCGUAUGAGAACUGCCCUUCGCCGCUGGUCCAAAUUGCCGCGAGAUUUAGCUACUAAAAUGGCAGAAGAAAUCAACUCAUCCACCGCCGCCUCCGCCUCCAAGACCCGCUCGCUCUGGCCCUCCGUUUUGCGCUGGAUUCCGACCUCCACCGACCACAUCAUCGCCGCCGAAAAACGCCUUCUUUCUCUCCUCAAAACGCCUUAUGUGCAAGAGCAGGUCAAUAUUGGCUCCGGUCCGCCCGGUUCCAGAGUCCGCUGGUUCCGCUCGGCCAGCGACGAGCCUAGGUUUAUCAAUACGGUGACGUUUGAUGCCAAAGAGGGCGCGCCGACUCUAGUCAUGGUUCAUGGAUAUGGAGCUUCUCAAGGCUUCUUUUUCCGUAAUUUUGAUGCCCUUGCAACGCGUUUCAGAGUAGUUGCAAUUGAUCAGCUUGGUUGGGGAGGAUCCAGUCGGCCUGAUUUCACAUGUAAAAGCACUGAAGAAACUGAGGCAUGGUUCAUUGACUCGUUUGAGGAAUGGCGUAAAGCGAAAAAUCUUAGCAACUUUGUUUUGCUUGGGCAUUCCUUUGGAGGGUAUGUUGCUGCUAAAUAUGCGCUUAAGCAUCCUGAGCACGUUCAGCAUUUAAUUUUAGUAGGCCCUGCUGGAUUCACAUCUGAAACAGAACAUAGGUCUGAGUGGCUUACUCGAUUUAGAGCAACAUGGAAAGGUGCCAUUUUAAAUCAUCUCUGGGAGUCUAAUUUUACACCUCAGAAGAUUGUAAGAGGUUUAGGUCCUUGGGGUCCAGACCUGGUUCGCAAGUAUACCAGUGCUAGAUUUGGGUCAUAUUCAGAUGGAAGUAUAUUGACUGAGGAUGAAUCAAGACUACUUACAGAUUAUAUAUACCACACGUUGGCAGCUAAAGCUAGUGGAGAGUUGUGCUUAAAGUAUAUAUUCUCCUUUGGAGCCUUUGCCCGAAAACCUCUAUUGCAGUGUGCUUCUGAAUGGAAGGUCCCGACAACAUUUAUAUAUGGCCAUCAAGAUUGGAUGAACUACCAAGGAGCACAAGAAGCACGCAAGCAAAUGAAGGUUCCAUGUGAGAUUAUAAGGGUUCCUCAGGCUGGACACUUUGUAUUUAUCGACAACCCCAAUGCAUUUCUUUCAGCUGUGUUUUAUGGAUGCCGCAAGUUUUUCCCGUACACCCCGGGCAGUAACAAUCUCCCAGAAGGCCUAGAAACUGUUUAGAGGAAGGAGCGUAGGGUUUCUUUUCACUUGUAUUUUGUUGUAAUACCAAAUAAAUGACUGUUCCAUCACAUUCAUGAAUCAUUCAUUUGUAACUAUCAUGUAUAAGGUAAUUUAUAAAAAUAUGAUUUGAAUAUC
Salvia hispanica is the source of this 1475-nucleotide messenger RNA. Its product is annotated as alpha/beta-Hydrolases superfamily protein. Gene Ontology annotation, molecular function: lysophosphatidic acid acyltransferase activity; A2-type glycerophospholipase activity. Gene Ontology annotation, biological process: lipid homeostasis; phosphatidic acid biosynthetic process. Lineage: Eukaryota; Viridiplantae; Streptophyta; Magnoliopsida; Lamiales; Lamiaceae. The record is from RefSeq and is a predicted model, not a curated record.